This is a messenger RNA of Anguilla rostrata (American eel), 3063 nucleotides long. RefSeq names its product riboflavin-binding protein-like. Bases 215 to 1030 code for a protein of 271 amino acids. Gene Ontology annotation, molecular function: riboflavin transmembrane transporter activity; riboflavin binding; signaling receptor activity. The record is from RefSeq and is a predicted model, not a curated record. Gene Ontology annotation, cellular component: external side of plasma membrane. The transcript is spliced from 6 exons. Lineage: Eukaryota; Metazoa; Chordata; Actinopteri; Anguilliformes; Anguillidae.
GCCCUUGAAGAAACUACAGACAAACAGCAAAAGAUGUCAAGGGAGGAACCCGGAGCUUGGAAUUGGGACAGGAAAGCUUGAACGUUGCAGAACUAAACGUGCACUUGACAAGAGAACGCACCUCUCCUUUUCUCAUUUCGGGAAAAUCCCGCAACGAUAUCUUCACAGAUAUUAAGUACCAGCUCUGCAGUUUGCCAUCUGGCAGAGUGAAGACAUGGGCGGCACAAAAGACUCAAUGCCUUUAACGGUGGUCGCAUAUGUAUCGGCUGUACUGAUCGGUUGCGCAUGGAGCUGGGAAGGGGCAUGCCUGCAAGACGGUUGGCACAAACCCAAGCCCGGUCCGGAGCCAAAUCUGAGAGACUGCGCGCUGUACCGAGAGAAUUCCUGCUGUUCUCAGGAGCACAUUGAAGAUAUUUCAGGCUACCCAGCUGCCAUGAUGGGCAAUGAGUCUUGGGAUUGGUGUGGAUCUCUUAGCCCGAGUUGUGCAAACUUCCUGAAGAGUGUGGCUUGUUUCCUCCGAUGCUCCCCAGACGCCAUGCUGUGGGCCCUCGUCCACCCCCCAGACACCAUUCAGGCCACACCCCUCUGCCGCAGCUUCUGUACAAACUGGUUUGAGGCUUGCAAGAAUGACAUGACAUGCGCAAGGAACUGGACAACCGACUGGGCGGGAGUCAACUGUACAGGGCCCUGUGUGCCUUUCCAUCAGAUGUACAAGGACGAGAGUGACCUGUGCAACCACAUGAUGGGGGAUGCUUUCAUGACAGUGGAGGACCAGGAGGAUGUGGGAGAUGGAGGACCUUGCUGCCUGACCCUGAGCGUCUCUGACAGGGCAGUUAUCAAUUCUAUGCAGGGAGGCAAGGGGGGCGCCAGCGUGCCGAAGACCACCCAGAAAGGCCCCCGUCCCGUCAGGUCCUGCCACCGCCUGCUGCCCCCAAUGCCCCCACAGGCUCGGAAGGGAGGUAAAAAUGCAGCUGUGAGCAAACGCUCUGUCGCCAAGGAUGACGCAGAAGGCAGCGGCAGUGGGUUCUAGAAUACUGAGGGACACUCCCUGAAAAGAAGUCAAAUUUUGCAAACCCCCCUCCCCCUGCCAAAUAAUUUCAAUAAAUACAGGGACCAUUAUUUAUAGCUACUUUCAAGACCCCCAUCCAACCCCCGUAUCCCAGCAUUAAAACAAAAUGGUGAUUGGAUGACGGGUACAGCUGGGUGGAGAGACACAUUAGCCAUCCAUCUGAAUGUUAAUUCCAUCCACGGAUUUGCACUAUAUUCUUAAAAUCAUAUUUUGCAUAAACUUAAACUGACAUAUUAAACAAUAUAUUGCCCACCAUUACAUGGAUGCUAUAAACAUGGUAUUACAUGUCACAUACACCAAGCAUGAAAAAGAUACCAUAUAUAUUACAUCACACAUGCACAACAUAUAUCAUAUAUGCAAUAUUACACAUCACAUACAAUGAACCAGACAUACCAUAUAACAUAAAAUACAUCACCAAAACAUAUACCACAUAUAUGAAUUGCAUAAAUAAUUCAUAUACCAUAUUAACCACAAAUAUGGUACACUGCGUAUACCCUUCUUAACUAAUAUAUUGUACCAUCUGUUGCAAGCCCUAACCCAACAUAACAUAUCAUACGAAUAUAGUUAUAGGCAUGAAAUUUUUUUUUCUUGCUUCAGAAGGAAUUAUGGUUUUGCUGACAGAAUGGGGCAAUGUUAGAGACGAAGUGAGUUAGUAGACUUCUGUUAGUGCACAGAGCUCCUAUAAAAACAGGGUUUCAGGAUUUAGCCCAAGGGUGCACACCUCCAGGCCUGGGUCUGUUGUGUAUGCUUGUUUUUUUUUCCCAACCAAUUACUCUGGUAUAGUUUUCUAAAUAGAAGUAUAUGCCAAUGCUGGUUCCUUCACAUGUGUCCACAGUCAUCUCAGAUACAUGGGCAGUCAGCAACUGUAGUUCAUGACAUCAAAAAUGUAUAUGUAGCAUAAGAUUUGAAAAUGUAGAGGUGAGUGGGGUCAGCUGUAAAAAUCACCUUUCAGAUAAUUUCUGUACCUCUGCAAAGUAAGUGCAGGUCUUUUAGAAUCUAGGAACAAAAGUCUGACAGUGAAAGAAGAACGGCAACGAAACCUUUACAAUGAAUGAAUAAAAUGAUCUUCAUAGCAGGCAGGAAGCCAUGGUGUUUGUUUCUGACAAGCUUUCACAUGAUUAUGAAUAUUGCUAUUAUUGCUAUUACAUUACAUUACAUUACAGGCAUUUAGCAGACGCUCUUAUCCAGAGCGACGUACAACAAGUGCAUUAGUUCAGAGGUGAUAUUAAUGAUAUUGCUAUACAGAAGACACAAAUAUGGGCAUUUUGGGUUAGCCAGAAAGUUGGAGCUAGAGCAAGGGUGUCCUGUCUUAUCUGAAAAGGGCCAGUGUGGGUACAGGCUUUUGUUUUAGCCCAGCAAGAAGACACCUGAUUCUACUUAUCAAGGUCAUGAUUGAAGACCAUGAUUAGUUAAUUAGUUCAAUCAGGUCUUGCAGCUAAAAUAAAAACCAGCAACCACACCGGCCCUUUUUAAAUAAGAUUUGACACCCCGGAGCUAGAGUCAGAUCAGAGAAGAGAUGUAUAACUCCCGCACCCCGAAAGCAUGCAUUUCUAUAUUGUUCAGAAAGGAGAUACACUUUGUGAGAUUAAUUUCCUGUAAUCUGGUUUGUCCUGGACUGUUUUAUCCAGCAUUUCAUCAUCGGUCAGUGAGUGGGCUCAGAUUGACACAUCCAAAUGGAACCUCACCUACAGGAGACUGUGAUUCAAAAGGUGAAAUAACUGACUGGUUUGGUUUGGAGACCACAUCCAUUGAGCCUAAACAGAUUUAUCCCACACCAAUGUGUCAACCUAGUCAGACUCAGACUAUCAUGAGUUUUAUGAGUCUGAUGAGUGAGUCUGUGCUCCAGAAAAUUUAGCUGGUUAAAAUACAGUAAAGAAAAAAUAAUCAUGGAUGGACCUGAGUGUUGAUGCUCCUUUGUCUCAGUGUAGGAUCUGUAUGAAUUUUAAAUGUUCUUGUUUUGCUGAAGUGCUCAAUAAAGAAUAGAUGUGUGCAAA